Messenger RNA from Mycotypha africana, 619 nucleotides. Its product is annotated as nucleoside diphosphate kinase. Gene Ontology annotation, biological process: GTP biosynthetic process; UTP biosynthetic process; CTP biosynthetic process. Gene Ontology annotation, molecular function: nucleoside diphosphate kinase activity. Lineage: Eukaryota; Fungi; Mucoromycota; Mucoromycetes; Mucorales; Mycotyphaceae. The transcript has a single exon. Bases 151 to 561 code for a protein of 136 amino acids. The record is from RefSeq and is a predicted model, not a curated record.
UAUUUCGCUCAUUUAACCAAAGAGAAUAUUCACGAUGAGAUCUGUAUACGUUUGCAACGCCAUUUCCCCCACCAUCAGUACCUACUAGCAGAGACAAUUUUUCAUUGUGAACCCCCCGGUACCACACUAGCUGUCAUUAAACCUGACGGUAUGUCUCACGAAAAUGAGAUUGUGAACAUACUUUUAAAGAAAGGAUUUGUGAUAAAGCAGGAUAAAACUCUUCAGUUGACAGCAGAGCAAGUGUCAGAAUGGUAUUUUGAUAAACUUGAAGCGCCCUACUAUCCAUCUCUCAUGAACUAUUUGACAAGGAGUCCUAUACGCGUGUUGCAAUUAUCAAGAAUUCGUGCGAUUCCCUAUCUACGUCAAUUGAUCGGACCGACGAAUCCAGAUUUGGCACGCGAGAAAUUCCCAACCACCAUCAGAGCGUUAUACGGUACGAAUAUGCAGGAAAAUGCAAUUCAUGCAAGUGACUCUGAGGUAUCAGCUGAAGGAGAGUUCAAUGUUUUUUUCGGUAAUGACGUAGCCACCAGCGGUCCAUCGAACACAAGGCGUUUAGCUUAGCAAUGAAGUAAUAAAAAGAAAAUUUGUCAUUCUCAAUUCUGUCAAUUUUUGAAAAUGC